AUGUUCCUUUCUCUCAUUUCGUUUCGUUUACAGCCUUUUCAACCAAGGUAUGUAGCAUACAAUAUCCCCGAAAAGGUUGAGAUCGUUCGUGCACGUCGUCCAAGAUACUACUAUUUUAAGGCCAAUUCCCCUCACGCUCAAGAUUAUUCACAGCGUAGAAUUGAUGAAGAUUAUGCUCCAUUUACUGAUACUAAGGGAUUUCCUAGGCAUUCUAAAAGAUUAUUUAAAUAUCCAAGGGCAAAUGCACCUGAAUUUGAUUAUUCUCAGCGCCGCAUUGAUGACGAUUAUUCACCAUUUACUGAUACCAAAGGAUUCUCUGGAAGUCUCAUCCGUUCUCGAAGAGCUGCCCGCAGAAAUGAACCAGAAUUUGACUACUCACAACGCCGUAUUGACGACUCUGACUCUCCUUUCACUGAUACAAAAGGACCAUCUGGAAGCUUGAUUCGUUCUCAAAGAGCUGCUCACAGAAACGAAGCCGAAUUUGAUUACUCCCAGCGUAGAAUCGAUGAUUCUUACUCAGGAUUUACGGACACAAAGGGAUAUUCUGGAAGCCGUCAUCGUUCUGUCUGA
Messenger RNA from Trichomonas vaginalis G3, 570 nucleotides. RefSeq lists its product as uncharacterized. The coding region runs from base 1 to 570 and encodes 189 amino acids. The transcript has a single exon. Lineage: Eukaryota; Parabasalia; Trichomonadida; Trichomonadidae. The record is from RefSeq and is a predicted model, not a curated record.